Rotaria sp. Silwood2 is the source of this 612-nucleotide messenger RNA. NCBI's taxonomy places the organism in Eukaryota, Metazoa, Rotifera, Eurotatoria, Philodinida, Philodinidae. The record is from the annotation of a GenBank genome assembly.
AUGUCAGCUGCCGAUAGAAAUACUAUAAUUGAAACCUUGGCUCGGAUAACUGAUGAUGAAGCUGAAUUUUGGACGAAUACAUCACCUAUAGAAAAAAAUCCUGCAUCUUAUUAUUUAUCGACGUCAAAAGAUUUAUCUUCAAAUAUUUUUUCAUCUAAUGGUCUUUACUUUAAAACAAAUAAUCAAUUAGAUACUGAAAUAGAAGAUCAUUUAUCAUUAUUAUAUAAAGAAGCAAUUCAAAAACAAUUGAAACAAAUAGAAGACAAAUUUGGAAAAAAUCAAAUAUUUGACAUAUUUCAAUUAAAUGAAAAUAUUCAUCUCAAUGAAAAUAAUCCUGGGAAAACAAUGACCUUUCUUGAUCGAUUAUAUCAUCAACUAACAAGAUCAUCACCUUCAGAAAUCGAUUAUUUAGAUGAUGAAGAUUUUACGGAUAUCGAUGAAAGUGAAAUAAUAGCCACAGUCAAUGAUAAUAAAAAUAUUAAUACAUCAUGCAAUGUUGAAAAUAAAUUUACAAAUAUUAUUCCAUUUUUAAAUCCUAUGCGAUCGUUUAUUGAUAAAUUAAUUCAUGUCGUUGAUUUUCCAUCAAAACCGACGGUUGACUCCAGUUCAUAA